AUGGCUUCUGAUGCACUCAAGGCUAUGCAGGAGAAGUUAUUUCGAGGAGGGCCCUCCCAAGAACCAACUGAUAAUGAUAAUCAAGGGCAACCCCCUGGCCUUACUAUCAAUAUUCCUGGAAAGCAGGAAUCGAGCAGCAGUGUGCCAUUUCCUACGGCACCGCCUAAAAUGUACAAAUCAGACUCGUCGCCGAAGGCCAUCAACGAUCGACCGGAGGACUACCAACCUUACAGGGAGCGACUGGCGCGUCAGCUUGGCCAAGAGUAUAAAGGUACAGAGAGGCAUCGUCUUCAACAAGACGAAGAAAAAGAUCGCCACUGGAAGAGGUGGGGGCCCUACCUUAGUGAUAGGCAAUGGGCAACCGUGCGCGAAGAUUACUCGGACAAUGGCGAUGCAUGGAGCCAUUUCCCGCAUGAACAUGCCCGAUCGCGUGCAUAUAGAUGGGGUGAAGAUGGCAUCGCAGGCAUAUCCGACAACCACCAGCGAUUGUGCUUCGCCCUGUCGUUAUGGAAUGGCGAGGAUCCUAUCCUCAAAGAGCGUAUGUUUGGCGUAACUGGACAUCAAGGGAACCACGGCGAAGACGUCAAGGAGCUGUAUUACUACCUAGAUUCGACACCCACGCAUUCAUACAUGAAAUUCCUCUACAAGUACCCUCAACGUCGGUACCCUUACGAACAACUAGUAACGGAAAGCCAAUCUCGCGGACGCGACGUACCUGAAUACGAGAUCAUGGACACGGAUGCCUUCGAUGACGACCGAUACUGGGAUGUUUUCGUGGAAUACGCCAAAGAUGAAGACGAUCCAGAUAGCAUAUAUAUACGGAUUACCUCCUACAAUCGUGGCCCGGACCCCGCCACUUUGCAUGUUAUCCCUCAACUGUGGUUCCCUAACACCUGGUCGUGGAAGCAUACAAAGCCUCUCAUGCCCUUACUCUCGGCCUCCGUCAGAAACGAUGUCAGCGCAAUUAAUGUCAAACAUCCCGAAAUGGGGAAGACCCACCUUUACUGCCUUCCCUCACCUCCCCCUGUUGGCCCAAACGACAACUGCGAAAUCGACCCUGAUAUCGACGCGGUCGAACCUGAUCUCAUUUUCACCGAGAAUAAUACCAACUAUAGCAGAUUGUAUGGAGGCCAUAACGAUACCUUAUAUGUGAAAGAUGGCUUCCAUGACCAUAUCAUUCCUUCCCAUCGUCCACCGACAUCGGACUCUCAGGAAGAAAGUUUCUUUACCCACAAGAUCCGUUCGAGGACGGCGUCGACCUUUGGCGCAGAACCGCCCGAUGCUGUAGAAGAAGGCCCCUGCACACCUUUCCCACUCUCCUCCAACUUCGUGAACCCAGCUAAAGUAGGAACGAAGUCGGCGGCUCAUUAUGUUUUCCGCGACGUGCCCGGGAACGGCGGAUGUGCUGUCGUGCGAUUGAAGUUGACGCCUUCAUCGCCGAAGAGGGAUCCCAGUAUCGAGGACGAAGGCCUUUUCGAUGACGCUAUCGAAGAGCGCCGCCAAGAAGCAGAUGAAUUCUAUAACUCGUUGGUCUUUGGAACGAUUACUGAUGACUUGAAGCAAAUCAUGAGGCAAGCCCUCGGCGGAAUGUUAUGGACGAAACAGUACUACACGUUCAUCCAGAAAGAGUGGAUUGAAGGCGACCCAGCCCAGCCUCCCCCUCCUCCAGAGCGCAAGUAUGUGAGGAACAGAGAGUGGAAACAUCUUUACAUUGCCGAUAUUCUGUCUAUGCCAGACAAGUGGGAGUACCCUUUCUUCGCCGCCUGGGACACCGCGUUCCACUGCAUCCCGCUUGCCGUGGUCGACCCUGCCUUCGCGAAGAAGCAGCUUGAUCUGCUUACCCGCGAAUGGUACAUGAAGCCUGAUGGGCAAAUCCCUGCAUAUGAGUGGAACUUCUCUGACGUCAAUCCUCCCGUGCACGCAUGGGCGACAUUCCGUGUCUUCAAAAUUGAGCGAAAGCUGACAGGCAAGGAGGAUCUUGCUUUCCUUGAGCGUGUCUUCCAGAAGCUGCUAUUGAACUUUACUUGGUGGGUCAACCGCAAGGACCAAGGCGGUAACAACGUCUUCGAAGGAGGUUUCCUCGGACUCGACAAUAUUGGUGUCUUCAAUCGCUCUGAGCCUCUUCCGACUGGAGGCUUCCUCCGACAAGCUGACGGCACCUCAUGGAUGGCGUUCUACUGCUUGAAUAUGUUGAGUAUGGCUCUGGAACUCGCAAAGCAUAACCCCGUCUACGAAGAUAUUGCAUCCAAAUUCUUCGAGCAUUUCAUUUUCAUCGCAGACGCUAUGACUUACAAAUCCGGUGAUGACGAAAUCAGCCUUUGGAACGAACAAGAUGGCAUGUACUACGAUGCCAUCGAGUUCGGGCCCGGGAACUCGAUGCAGUUGCCAGUGAGGAGUCUCGUUGGACUGAUCCCGCUAUAUGGUACUCUGGUGUUGGAGCCUUCGACUCUAAACCGCUUCCCAGGGUUCAAGAAACGGAUGGAAUGGUUCAUCGAUAACCGUCCAGAGGUGGCCGGUCGGAAUAUGGCUAAUAUGAAAGCUGGAGGUAGGGGCGAACGAAGGCUACUGGCACUAGCAGAUAAAGAGAGAUUGGUCAAAAUCUUGGAGAAAAUGCUUGAUGAAGAUGAAUUCCUCAGUGAACAUGGUAUUCGAUCCUUAUCGAAGAAGCAUAAGGAGCAUCCCUGGGGCAUGGAUGUUCACGGGCAGCGAUACGAAGUUGGGUAUUGGCCCGGUGAUUCCCUUUCAGGAAUGUUUGGCGGCAACUCUAACUGGCGUGGACCGAUCUGGCUUGCUACCAACUUUAUCUUGAUAGAAAGUUUACAAAGGUUCUAUCAGUACUACGGCGACGAGCUUCAGGUCGAAUGUCCAACUGGCAGUGGCGACUAUAUGAAUCUCGUCGAAGUUGCUGAAGAGAUCCAGCACCGUAUAAUUCAUAUCUUCGGGCGAGACCCUCAAGGUAGGAGAGCGACUAAUGGUGGUAACGACAAGUUGAACAGCGAUCCACACUUCCGUGACUAUGUAUGGUUCUAUGAGUUCUUCCAUGCUGACACCGGCAAGGGCUUGGGAGCCUCUCAUCAGACGGGAUGGUCUGGUUUGGUUGCAUAUCACAUCUUGCAAAGCGGUGUAAGCUGUCGGCUUCCGAAGACACCCAGGACGCCUCGCGGUGUUGCUCACCACUACUUCGAUGAAACCAUCGAGUCUGAGUAUGGGGGCGAUGUCUCAGAGACGAAGUCAACCUUCAGUGCCGUCAGCGGAUGGGAUCAGAACACGCUAGGCGAUAUUUCCCCGGACGCGUUGUAA
This is a messenger RNA of Pleurotus ostreatus (oyster mushroom), 3300 nucleotides long. RefSeq lists its product as uncharacterized. Gene Ontology annotation, molecular function: Glc3Man9GlcNAc2 oligosaccharide glucosidase activity. The transcript is spliced from 16 exons. Bases 1 to 3300 code for a protein of 1099 amino acids. Lineage: Eukaryota; Fungi; Basidiomycota; Agaricomycetes; Agaricales; Pleurotaceae. Gene Ontology annotation, biological process: protein N-linked glycosylation; oligosaccharide metabolic process. The record is from RefSeq and is a predicted model, not a curated record. Gene Ontology annotation, cellular component: endoplasmic reticulum membrane.